AUGUCGUCAAAGGAGCCGACGAAGGAUCAAAUGCAGGUGUUAAGGCAUGAAGCUUCAUUCAACACGGCUGACGCCAAGCCUCUCAACGUGAUUGCGGCGGUGGAAUCAGUCCUCAGUCAGACGGAGGCAACGGAGGAGACUGACAGCCUCAUUCGACACCAAGUGUCGCCCCUCCUAAUGGCCCACAGACCGCGGGAAGUGCGUUCCCAGGUCGAGCGUAAUUCGCUUAGAGAACUCAAGGCCGACAAAGACAUCGUCAUCGUGCCUGCGGACAAUGGGGUUCUAUCGUCGUUUUGGACAGAACAGUAAAAUGGUAGGGGGCGCACACCGAUCGUCCUUACGGAACUCACUCGUUCCCUUGUGCCUUACGGUCUCUCCCUCUCUCUCGAGCCCAACCAGCAGUCGCACAGCGACGCAUGAUAUACGCAGUAUGUUAUUCCCGACAAAGAAAAGGAGACUGGAAUGGCCAUUUCUGGCUUAUUAGCCGUCGUCAGCCAGUCAUACCCAACCCCGAAGUGUGGAACACCCGAGGCUCGAACUCGCGACCUGUUACGUAGAAGUCCAGACCUCUAACCACUGGGUGUUCCACAUUUCGUGGUUGGGUAUGCUGGUUGGGCUCGAGAGAGAGCCCAUAAGGCACAAGCGAACGAGUGAGUUCCUUAAGAACGAUCGGUAAGCGCCCCCCUCCCUUUGUAUAUUCCCGAUCGAAACUGACAGGGCAACGGGCUCGUGGCCCAGUGGUUAGAUGCGUGGACUUCUAACUAACAGGUCGCGAGUUCAAGUCUCGGGUGUUCCACACUUAGGGGUUGGGUAUGACUGGCUGACGACGGCUAAUAAGCCAGAAAUGGCCAUCCCAGUCUCCCUUAUCUUUGUCGGUAAUAACAUACUACAGAACAGUACCUCCAGAGGAUUAAACGUUUACUGGACGACUGGCAGUCCUAUGUCCCUUGCGCAACCACACCCGCAAAAACGCUCGCCCGAACUGUUGGCAGUGGAAAACUCGGGUUAAAUAUCGCCGGUUGACCGACUCAUGGCGAGAGCCCAGGACACGGCCCUGACCCGAUUCUGUGGCCUUCCCGAGGAGCAUAAAGGGGACGUCCCCCUCCAGCUCAUCAUCUCACUCAAAGGUACUCACACUUACAGACUGUCAAAAUGGUUUCUAUUAGAAAACCUUUUGAGUAAAUCGCGAUACUGCGUACUAGGUUUACACACCCGCCAUCCGUUAAAGGCCUGUAUUCACGGUUGCAGUUACAACCGGCGUUUUGGCAGUGGUGGACUGCGCCAUACGGCAGGGUCAACGACAAGGCUUCCAGCAGAUGGCCCGUUCACCUUCUUAUCCCAAAAAAAUACGACAAGGGCUUGCUUUUAGGAUUGUUUCUGCCGGGUGACCUACACGACGAACGCGCCCGUUAACAGAUUGUGAUGCAAAUAAAAGUUAAAUGGCCACGUGGACUGGACCAGGGCCCGGCCCCUAAGAUGUCAGUUAAACCAUAGAUGGUCGUCUCAGCCCUCUUUAAACUGAUUGGUUAUGCAUAUUUUUAUGGAUUGUUCAUGGCUAUGAGACUGCCUGAGGGAGCUUCAGAUAGGUGGUCCAGGGCGAAAUACAACCUCCAUAUUCCACUCUGCAAUUAUGACAGACCAAUGCAUUUUACCCUCACCCAAUUUGAAUCCCAUUUUCGCCUUUGAAGUUGUGAACGUAAAAAUUGAGAUGAUGCCUGGAUCAGGUAGCAGGAUAGUUCAUGUGAUUCGGAUGACUGGCACAGCUUAUCUGUCUAAUCUAGACUGUGACUGUCCGACUUCAAGAGCAACAAAUAAAUACAAAAAUCUUCUUUCAAUCUUUUAAAGUUCUUGAGCCUUUACGUCGCGGAAAACCUGUGAAAGCGUAGCUGUAGUCUAACAGUCAACAUCACAUUGCAUGACGGCGCGCCUUGAUAAACCCUGUAUUAAUGAUUUUGCGUACUGUCUGGACGACCGCUGGUGUGUGCGUCCCCAUUUCUGUCGUUGGCACUAAAGCUGCUAAUUUGGUAAUCCGCCAAACCUCUGCACUUAAGGCCUGGAUUUUUUCCUAAUAGAUUUCAACGGCAAGUUAACAACCUGGAAAUUACAUUUUCUCCAGUUAGCUUCGGGGCCUUCCACUCCAACAUUCCCCCUUCGCGUAAAUACGACAAAACCUUCAGCAAUCUCCGAGGAUACAGCAGACUCUCCAAACUUAAGGCACUUUUCAUAAUCGUAAAAAAUAAAUAUCGGACUAUAGCUUAAUGGUGACAUCUGCCCUUAUGUACAAAGCUUCAUCUUUCGGAGAGUCCAUUGGGGAGUUAUUUGUGAGAUACCGCAUACUUGCUACUUAAAUGAAUGUAGUAGCUAGAGUAUAGUAUAUUUUGUGCGAAGGCAUAGCCUCGGGAUGCAGUUCAUUCACGAAUAUACACUUUCCGACUAUAAAUGCUAGGCUUUUCACCUAAUAUGGUAGUCACUUAUCCUACCCUUGCUAUUUAAAUAGUUUACAUUUCACUGCGUAUGAAGUGGUGGAAUUUCGUUUCGGAACCGCUGGUGACUAAGGCCGGAACAUAUUUAUGCUAACUAAUGUUCAUCUGAAAGAUGAGAUUUUACGGGUAUGGUGCAUGCGAACUGUCCUACAGUCAGUUAGGCAGGUAAAAAAGGAAGUAAGGAUUUUUUCCGUAUUAAUCUAGAGUGUGGGGCCGGAGUCCAAUGACAGAGCAUUUGGCUACAGGUAGGCUUAAAUCUGAAGAAGAAGAAGAAGAAGAAGAAGAAGAAGAAGAAGAAGAAGAAGAAGAAGAAGAAGAAGGCUAACAUCAAUCGUCAUGAUGGCAGUUUGCCUGAGCGUUAA
Spirometra erinaceieuropaei is the source of this 2845-nucleotide messenger RNA. Lineage: Eukaryota; Metazoa; Platyhelminthes; Cestoda; Diphyllobothriidea; Diphyllobothriidae. The record is from the annotation of a GenBank genome assembly.